AUGGGUGUGAUGGCCGUCGGUCUAUUCAUCACGAUUCCCCUCCUUUUCCAUCAAAUUUCUUCAUCCAUUCAACAAGCCGAUCAUGUGGAUCCAUCCACAUCUCCGAUAGAUCGAGAUGAAAAUCUGUCUGGUGAUCGUCGUACUUUGAACAGUACAGAGGAUUGUCCGGAUACCGUCCGUUUGAGAUCUUGUCAAAGAAAUUGGAAUGAAACCCAACAAGAACUCGUCGAGGCCCGAGGAAAAAUCAGCGAACUCGCCGAGACGAAAAGGAAGAACGACGAUCUCGAGGCACAAUUAAGAACUCAAAAUACGGAAGUGAGAGACGGAAAGGCCAAGAUUGGAGAGCUCGAAGGGAAAAUCAACGCGUUGCAGAGCGAGAACUCUGACCUCGAAACCCAGAUAAAUCGAACGAUGACCUGGAUCUGGGAGCUGAAUGGAUGGUCGUAUUUGGCAAAAACCGCUUCUUGGUACAAGGCUUUCGAUCAAAGAAUGACAUUCGACGAAGUCGAGGCAUAUUGUGCGAAUCGAAAGAGCCAAUUAGUCUCAAUUCACAGUCAGGAAGAGAACGAUUUUGUUUGGGGACUCGCGAAAGAUGUUAAUUCGAUGUGGGGGUUCUGGAUCGGACUGAAGAAAAUUCCGAGGAGAAGACAACCUUUUGAAUGGACGGAUGGAAGUUCGGUGGAUUUCACGAAUUGGAAUGAAGGACGGCCGGGUUCGAGCACCCACACUUAUCUUGGGAGCGGCGAUGGGAAAUGGCUGCUCACAGAAAAAACACACCCAAAAAAGGCCGUGUAUGCUCGUCGUUAUCAGUGGGGUCUUAUCUGCAAAAGGCGCUCUCCAUUC
Mesorhabditis belari is the source of this 843-nucleotide messenger RNA. The record is from the annotation of a GenBank genome assembly. Lineage: Eukaryota; Metazoa; Nematoda; Chromadorea; Rhabditida; Rhabditidae.